Messenger RNA from Vicugna pacos (alpaca), 3685 nucleotides. RefSeq names its product proline rich nuclear receptor coactivator 2 (gene PNRC2). The record is from RefSeq and is a predicted model, not a curated record. Lineage: Eukaryota; Metazoa; Chordata; Mammalia; Artiodactyla; Camelidae.
GUCGGUAGAGGCAGCAGGAGGAGGUCGAUCUGGACUCUGCGGUGGCCAGCAGCUAUCUCGUCGGUGCUUGUGGGCUUCGCUCAUUCCUGCCUCGUCGCUCCCUGGAAGGGGAGGGGGGCUUCGACGCCGAGCAGGAGUCGCCGCCACCGAGGUCCCGAGCUCGAAGUCGCUAGGACUUCUCUUAAGUUUGUGUGCUGAGGAGACUCAGAUGUUGGCCUCAGCUCCUAGGCUGAACUCAGCAGAUCGGCCCAUGAAAACUUCUGUAUUGAGACAAAGGAAAGGAUCUGUCAGAAAGCAACAUCGGUUAUCCUGGGCUUGGCAGCAAGGAAGAGGACAGGUAGUGGAAAUCCUGCAAUCUGAAAAGCAGACUGAAAGGUGACAAAGAAGCUGAAGAUGGGUGGCGGAGAGAGGUAUAACAUUCCAGCCCCUCAAUCUCGAAAUGUUAGUAAGAACCAACAACAGCUUAACAGACAGAAGACCAAGGAUCAGAAUUCUCAGAUGAAGAUUGUUCAUAAGAAAAAGGAAAGAGGACAUACUUAUAAUUCAUCAGCAGCUGCAUGGCAAGCCAUGCAAAAUGGGGGAAAGAACAAAAGUUUUCCAAAUAAUCAAAACUGGAACUCUAGUUUAUCAAGUCCCACCUUACUUUUUAAGUCUCAGACUAAUCAAAACUAUGCUGGAGCCAAAUUUAGUGAGCCACCAUCACCAAGUGUUCUUCCUAAACCACCAAGCCACUGGGUUCCUGUUUCCUUUAAUCCUUCUGAUAAAGAAAUAAUGACAUUUCAACUUAAAACCUUACUCAAAGUACAAGUAUAAAAUAAGAAAGUACUAAUGUUUAAAUUUAGUCAUAUUUAAGGAUAAUUGGCAAUUGUUUCAGACCAAAUUCACUUGGGAAUUUAUCUGUAAAACUGUUAAUUAAUGUAGAAAAUUAGACUUCACCUUUAUGUGUCAUGUGCACUAUGAUGUAACAGUAGAAUCACUGCAACUUAAGAUAACUGAAUUAUUGAUAAUUGUUCUUGGUAUCAAUACUAAGUGUUCUCAGUUGAGUAACCAAGUGAAACCAUUCAAGUUUAGAUUUGGAGAAUGGUAAAGGAAUCAACUUUUUCUAUUGCUUGUUGGGGAAAAAUACUAAUUUAAUAUUAUUCAUGGAACAGUAUAUUUAGUUGUUGAAAGCUGGUGAAUCUGAUAAUAAGCAUCCAGUUAAGACAUACCAGGGUUGAAAACUAGUUGAAUAUUUGAAAGUUUAGAAACACCCAAACCAGUAAUAUGCCAACAACCUGAUGCACUGCCAAGAGAAAAUGUGAAUUUUCUUUAGAGAAUAGUCGUGGUUUAGUGAACUGUAUGGUGGUGAAUGUGGAAAGGACACUAGGGGCUAUUUAGAAUGAGAGUAUACCCCCUUGGCCCCAUUUCUGACAUGCAGCGGGACAGGUGUCUGCCAACAAAUGCACCGAAACUAUUUUUUUUAUAGAAACAGUAUUUGGUGUUUACCGAGUAGCUUUCAAAAUACAUUUUUGUAUUAAGGCACUGCGCAAGCUAUUCUGACAGUGAUGUGGCUUCAGAUCCCUGCAAAAGCGUGUUUAAAGUGGGGAGCUGUAUAAUGUGAAAGUUUUAAGUACAUAGGAAAGAGCUAUGUAAAUAUAUGUAAUAAACUUGUAGCAUAUGUAAAGUUUUGUUGGCAUUUAUCCUACAAAAAUAGAGUAUUUUAGUAUGAAUUUGCUGAAUAUGAGACGGACUCUUUUUAUACUAUGGCCUAAUUUUAAAGGUCCAAAAUAACUUGUUUUUAAAGUUUGCCCUUGUGCUAAAGUGCCAGUGUAUGUAUGUUAUCAUUGAUCUUGCUGUAAACUAUAUUUCAAAGCAAAUCCUAGUGUAAAGUUUUAUAUAACCGAAAAGGUUUUAAGCUGCUAAAACAUUUCCUAUUUUUAAGAGAUGUGAAAUGCAGUAUGAGAUUACUAUUUUUUUUCUUAAGCUCAAAGGUCAACUAAUUAAGAGGGUUCUCCAACCUUAAAAGAUUCAUUUUGGCUUUCAACAAUUUGUGUAACCUGUGAGUACAGUGUACAAUGACCGUACCGUGAUUUUUUCAUCAGGGAUGCAACCCAGGGGACCACUUGUUGCAAAAGAUGUAAUUUCUUGCAUAGUACCUUGAUAACAUGCUUUGCCUACCUUAAAGAUAAAUGCUAAUUAUAACAGCUAACCGAAUAGUAAAUUAAAAGUGUGUGUGGGGGGAAUCUGUUUAAAAUUUGAAUGUAGGUCGGUCCCUAUUACCUAAUUUGGCAGCUUUUUUUUUUUUUGUAUUUUUAAGCAGAAUGGCUAAGUUGUAUUUCUCCAAAUAAAUUCAGGUGAGAUAAAACGUCCCAAAUCCUAAAGUUUAUAUAGUACUUAAUGUACAUAUAUGAAUUUGAAGUGUGAAAUUAAAAAAUAAAAUUGCUUUUUCCCCAGUGGCUUGCUUUUAUUGAUAAAAACUGUUACAACUAAUAUUCUCAUAGCAUGCACAUAAUUAGCCCAACUGAAAUACAACAGGACUGUGGGUUUUAAGAGGCAACCGGUUUGCUUACUAACAUUUGGAUUAAUUCAGCAGCUAUACAAUAGAAAAAGGCAACUAGCUGUGACUUCCUCCCAGCAGGGCUUAACAGUUAAGUGGCUAUAGAAUACUUUGGAAACUUACAUGAAGUUUCUGAAUUCAUUUGAUAAAAUUGAGUAAAGCAGAUUUGUGUCUCCCUUUUUACUACAUUCUGAUUUAGGUUUAUAGAAAAAAAAACAGCACAGAAGAAUUCCUCAAGUUGACAGGAACCCUUGUGUUUUACUACUUGUUGAUACAUAAAGGUACAAUUUUCACAAGGGGACAUGUGGUAAAAGUCACAAGAAUUACACUGGCUUUCUAAAAUAGGUUCCAAAUGAUAGGGUAGCUUAAACUUGUUCAAUAAUCCUUUUUAGAGUUCCACACUAAUUAGGCAAUGAAUCCCAAGCUGUAUCUUCUCAUGCAAAUGAAGUAAGUGACUUGCAAGAAAUCAGUAUUUGAGCUCAUUUUUUUCCUGGUGUAUUCCCAGUGUAUUUUCUAUUACCAGUGCCAAGCAUUGCCAUGUUUUCUGUACUGCACUGGAAUUUGACUAGAUUGAACAGUCCUCAUCCCGGGCAUCUUUUGUUAGUUUACGUAUACUAAAAGAUAUAUUAGAUUUUUGCUUUGGGGUUGAUUCAAGUGAUAAAAGGGUUCAGAGAAGGAAAUAAGUAAAAUUUUAAUGGCUAUGGGUACGUAAAAAGUUAAUGGUCAUAACAUCUCAUACCUUAAAAAGGUACUAAUAAAGUUACAGCCUACAGGAAGGAUGGUGAUAGAAUUCCCACAUCUUUGUUAAGAAUGAAAAAGUUGUUAGAACUCACUUAAUCCUGUAGGGCUAGUUGGCCAUAGUGUGAACUUAGUGUUUUAAUUUAAAUGUCGUAUCUUUUUGAUGGCAGUAUAUAUAGUAUGAUGGAAUCUUGAGUCCAUAACCUAUCCUUACACUUAAGUUCUCUUCAUCCCAAAAGAAAGCACAAGGUGGAAAAAAACUCCUGUUAAGUUUUCUAGUGUUUAAUUGUAUUCUCAUAGGCAAUUACUUUGUAGAACAACUGGGACAGAGUACAUCUCAAACCUCUUAUACAAUUAUGGAAAGCCUACCCAGUCACAAAUCUGUAAGGCAGAGCUAACCCUAAAAAAAAA